CAAAAGAAUUUUUGUCCUGGUGAUGAUGAUGAUCCAAAAUCAUUAUCAUUAAAUAAUCCACACAUUUUUAAUUUGGAAAAAAACAUUUUGUUAAAUAAUAAUAAUAAUACCGUCGUUGAUAUUGAUGCUAUUACUGCUGCCACCACCACCAACACCACCACUAUCACAAUUGGUAAUUUAGAAACAAAAACCCGAAAUAGCUGCAAUAGCAGCACCAAUAAUAACAACAACAACGAAAGCCGCAGCUGCACCAGCACCAACAGCAAGAAUUAUUUCAAACAACAACAUACGAGCAGCAGCACAUUGAGUAAUUUAGUUUCUCACAUUGAUGAUGAUAAAAUAAGUAGUGGUGAGAAUAGUAAGAUCAAUGAUCAUCAUACAGCAGCGACAUUCGUUAAACAACAACAACAACAGAAUCAAAAUACGGAAAUAAAAAAAUAUUCCAAUAAUAACAACAACGAUCAUCAGAAAAUUUUCGCAACUGAAUUAGUGAAUCAUCAUAAUUAUGAUACAAAUCAAUUGAAAACAAUAAAAAAAUUAUUAAAGAAUCAUUUCGAUGAACUGUCAACAUCGAAUUGUCAUUUGUUGAAUGAAAAAUUUCGAUCUAAAUCAAAAUCAAAACAACAACGUAAACGAAAAAUGACAGCACAUAAUAAUAAUAAUAAUAAUAAUAAUGCCGGUGUUCAUUAUAAUGAACAAAGGCAAUCACAACAACAACAACAUCAUCAUCGAAAAUCAUCAUCAACAAAAUCUAUGAUAAUUAUUGAUGAUCAUAAUCAUCAUCAUAUUGAUGAUAAUGAUGAUUAUGUUCGAAGAAAUUCCAGACAAAAUCUUCAUGUUAAUCAUAGGCCAAAUAGACGAUCAACGACAACGAAUCAACAAUUCAUUAAUAAUUCAUCAACAUCAUCAAAUAUACGUCCAAAUAAUACAAAACUAAAUUUAUCAAAAUCAAAAUUAUCAACAAUAACAACAACAAUCGCCAGUAAUGAGAAUAAAAAUUUAACAAACAUACAAUCUGCAACAACAACAACAACAAUCGGUCCAAUAACGACAAUGAAUUUAAGAAAUCGAACAUUAAAAAUAGCGGCUACAGCAACAGCAACGGAACAACAUCCGCUAGCGGAUAUAUCGACAUCGGCAACAUGUCCACAAACGACGUUACCACCGACAAUUAGUGAUACUAUUAUUAAGAAUUUUAACGAUAAUGAAUCUACAGGACAGCAACAACAACAACAAAGAAGACGAUCUAAUCGUUGUCAAAAUAAACAAGCAGCUAAAUCAAUCAUUGAUUCAUCAUCAUCGAAAUCAUCAGAUCAUCAACAACAACAACAGUCAAGUCUUCCGGCAUCAUCAUUAUCAUCAUCGACGACGACGACAUUAAAUUCAUCAAGAUCGAUACGUAGUUUUUUUCCAUUACGUACAAUCGGUUCUGUUUGUGAAUUAUUUCGAUCACAAUUAGAUCCUGGACAAUUUAAUGAUAAUAAUGAUGAUGAUGAUAAUAAUGAUCAAUCAACGAAUCGAAAUGAACCAGAUUUAGCAUUAUUAUCUAUUGUAUUGGGUAUUAUUGAAACAUCUUUGACACGUGGUCUAUAUGUAGAUCAUUCGGAAACGACAACAACAUCGAUCAACAACAAUGAAAAUUCAAUGACAACAACUUUAUCCGAUUCUCAUGAUCAACAACAACAGUCACCAUCAAUAAUGACAGAUAAUGUUAAUGGACAAAGACAAAAUUCAACAACAACAAUGAAUAAUGGUAGCUAUUCACCAGCUGAAGCAUCGAUUGCACCAAUUGUACCAAUUGUAUCGAAUAUAAUACAUACACCAUUAGAUAUACCAAUACCAACUGUUUAUUAUGAAAAUGUUGAAAAUUUAUUGAAAAAAUUUCAACAACAUAUUAAAGAAUCGAUUGAUCUCGAUAAAUUUAUAACGGAUAAUGUUGAAUUGAUAAAUAAGCCAAAUAAUGACAGUAAUAGUAAUCAAGAUUCAAAUCAUACAACUACUACCAACAGAAACAAUGAUUUACGUGAGCUUAUAAAAAAGAUCUCUGAAUUAAUCUGGUCAAAUCUACACCGAUCACAUUAUAAAGAUCGUGCACAUUUACAAACAAUUUAUAGCUAUGUUAGUGAGAAUAAAUUGGAUUGUUAUGGUGUUGCAUAUACAGUAUUGGCAGCUUGUCAGAUUCUUGGCCUUGAUGACGUUCGACUUGUUAUGUCCGAAGAUCAUGCAUGGGUUACAUUUGGUCAAGGUGAAACAUGUGAAGUUACAUGGCAUGGAAAAUGUGGUAAUGAUGAUCGUUGUGGACAAUCUAUACCAACAACCAUGGAAUCAUUGAAUUGUUGGUUAUAUUUAAAUGGUAACACAAUGACAUGUGAUCGAUUUCAAACAAUAGGAACACUUGUAUCGGCUAUGAAUUUAUCGAUAAAUGCAACACAAGAUUCGGAAGAGCUGGCCAUUUUACAACAGCAUCUUCUUUGGAUCCUAUAUGAUUUCGGUUAUUUAGAACGUUAUCCAAUGGCAUUGGGUAAUCUUGGCGAUAUCGAAGAUGUUUGUUCUAUUCAUUCAACAACAGCACGUAAACAUCCAUUGGAAUUAUUUAAUGAAGCUAUUGAAUCUGCACGAAAGUAUUAUAAUGAUUAUCAUGUCUAUCCAUAUACAUACCUGGGUGGUUAUUAUUUUCGUAAACGACAAUUUAAACAAGCAUUUAGAGCAUGGGCUGAUGCUGCACGUGUUGUAAUGAAAUAUAAUUAUACACGUGAUGAUGAAGAAAUUUAUAAAGAAUUUCAAGAGAUAUCUAAUGAUCUCAUACCAUAUAUAGUAAAAUAUUCUACUUCUACCGCCAUUGCAGCUGAUGGUAAUGAUGAUACUGGUAAUCGAAUAGAUUCCAUUAUUGAUGAUCCAGAAUGUUUUGUAUAUUUGUUACAAUUUUAUGAUGGUCUUUGUGCAUGGGAAGAAGAUUCAACAACACCUGUAUUACAUAUUGGUUGGACAAAACCAAUUGUAUCGACAAUAUCAAAAUUUCCAUAUCGUACAAGAUCUCAGAUUAUAAUUAAAGUUGAUCCAACAUUAAAUAUUAAACAUCAAUUUAAUCAUCAAUCAUCAUUGAUUGGUGAUGUUGAUCAUCAUCACUAUCAUUCGGAUGAUUUGAUUGAAAAUUCAGAAAAUCAUAAUAUAAAUAUUGUUAGUGGUAAUCAACAUCUAAUUGGUCGUGAAAGACGACGAAGACGUGCAGCAUCGAUUGGUCAACAACCGGCAACGCCACCUGUUAUGGCAAUUAAACAGGAAAUAAAUAAUAAUGGCGAUUCGAAUGAAAUAGAAAUGAAACCAAAAUCUAUUGAAAAAAUGGAUCAUUUUAGCAAUGGUGAUGACACUGAAAAUGAUGAUCAUCAUCAUAAUGAUGGAAAAAUUGUUGCCAUUUUAGUUAGUAAAAAAUUUUCCGGUAUCAAAAAUCUUUUAACAGCGGAUAAAUUGAAUACAUCAGCCAUACAAUUACAGCUAACAGCACAAUCACAAGUAAAUAUUUUUAAUCACGGAAAACGUAGCAGCACCGGAAUUGGUAAUACAAAUCGAAUGUUUUCGACCGGUAAGUCUUCUUGUGGUCCAUUUUCGGAAAUGGAUUAUAUUUUAUCAUCAUCGACGACGACGACGACGAACUAUGGAUCAAAAUCAACGAUAGCAAAUUCACCAUCAUCAACUUGCGGUGGUGGACAACAAAUACGCACAAAUCAAUCGUCUUCUAAUAUAAAUAUCAAUCAAAAUUCAAAUAAUAAACGUUUACGUCGUGAAUGAUUAACAAUCUUCAUGCUCAGGAAAUAGCUUCCCAAUAAAAAUGGAAGGGGAUCAAAAAUCAGUAUUUUCUUCAGAAAAAUUCUCUUUUGUUAUUUGAAAUAAUCUAAUCUCAUCUUUGUGUCCAAAAAAAAACAAAACGAAAAUUUUUAAAAAAUCAUAGUAAGAAUUUUAGAAUAACUUUUUUUUGUUAGUUAUCAAUUCAAAUUAUCUCUCAUUUUUACUUGUGGUUAAUUUUUCUAUCAUCUUCUUCAUCAUCGAAACAUAUUUCUUCCAUAAAAGCAAAACAAAAGUUAUUAUUUAGUGUUAUUAACACAACAAC
Messenger RNA from Dermatophagoides pteronyssinus (European house dust mite), 4105 nucleotides. It is a transcript of the gene Mnn1, whose product is annotated as menin 1. The record is from RefSeq and is a predicted model, not a curated record. NCBI's taxonomy places the organism in Eukaryota, Metazoa, Arthropoda, Arachnida, Sarcoptiformes, Pyroglyphidae. Gene Ontology annotation, molecular function: transcription cis-regulatory region binding; chromatin binding; Y-form DNA binding. Gene Ontology annotation, cellular component: chromatin; histone methyltransferase complex; nucleus. Gene Ontology annotation, biological process: negative regulation of cell population proliferation; regulation of transcription by RNA polymerase II; negative regulation of cell cycle.